Molecule: messenger RNA, 765 nt
Organism: Candidula unifasciata
Lineage: Eukaryota; Metazoa; Mollusca; Gastropoda; Stylommatophora; Geomitridae
Source: the annotation of a GenBank genome assembly
AUGGGAAAUACGGGUUCUGGAGCCAAAAAUCGGCACGCUUCUGGGGAAGACACCGCCCCCACCCUGACAGCAACUUCCAGGUACACAGAUGGCGAUGUUUACGAACAAGGAGCACCCUUCAGGCGUCAGAGAGCCAGCACUUUAACCCCAGGCCAGGAAAUGAGCCAUGGGACGACCAGCCGGCUUUUACCCACUGUCUUCAAAUGGGAAGGUGGGGGUAAAGACGUCUAUGUCACUGGCACUUUCAAUAAUUGGAAAUCCAAGAUUCCAUUGGCCAGAAGCCAGGGAGAUUUUUACACCAUUAUUGACUUGCCAGAAGGGGAACACCAGUACAAGUUUUAUGUGGACGGCCAGUGGAUGAACUCACCCAAUGAUCCUAUGACUAGUAGUGAUAUUGGGACACAGAACAACACCCUGACUGUGAGGCGGUCUGACUUCGAUGCUUUCGAAGCCUUAGCCAUAGAUGGAAGGGCAGCCAGCAAGAAGGUAGACAAGUCAAACGAGUAUGGUCAGGAAAUUCCUCCAAGGGGCACAACAGAAGGCAAACACAGUGGGCCCCCAUUUCUUCCGCCCCAGUUGUUACAAGUCAUUCUUAAUAAAGACACACCAGCCCAUGUUGAACCAUCUCUGCUUCCUGAGCCUAAUCAUGUCAUGUUAAACCACCUGUAUGCACUAUCCAUCAAGGAUGGAGUGAUGGUUCUCAGCGCCACUCAUCGUUUCCGGAAAAAAUACGUGACCACACUUCUGUAUAAACCCAUUCAGUAG